Messenger RNA from Vicugna pacos (alpaca), 6990 nucleotides. It is a transcript of the gene NUP98, whose product is annotated as nucleoporin 98 and 96 precursor. Gene Ontology annotation, biological process: post-transcriptional tethering of RNA polymerase II gene DNA at nuclear periphery; RNA export from nucleus; telomere tethering at nuclear periphery. Gene Ontology annotation, cellular component: nuclear pore; nuclear pore cytoplasmic filaments. Gene Ontology annotation, molecular function: RNA binding; structural constituent of nuclear pore. NCBI's taxonomy places the organism in Eukaryota, Metazoa, Chordata, Mammalia, Artiodactyla, Camelidae. The record is from RefSeq and is a predicted model, not a curated record.
AGCGAGCCCCUGACGGCGGGCGGCGUGUGACGCAGUCGGGCCCUCUGCGCGCUGCGCCUGAAGCGGUGGUCGGUAUCGGUGGUGGUGGAGGUGGCGACGGUUUCGUGGCGGCCGCGCGCUGCUCGCUGAGCGGCGGGUGGCAGACGGGCCUAGGCCCUCACUCCUGACACUUCCUCUCCCCCACCUCACGGCGCUGCUGGAGACUCAGAAGGAAGCAUCCAGCUAGUGAUCUUCAACAGUAUUGGAAUAGAAAGCAGGAAAUACGGACAAGACUUAGAAAGCUUUCUGAAGCAAAGACUCAUUUUGAAGAUGUUUAAUAAGUCAUUUGGAACACCCUUUGGGGGUGGCACAGGUGGUUUUGGCACAACUUCAACAUUUGGACAGAAUACUGGAUUUGGCACUACUAGUGGAGGGGCAUUUGGAACAUCUGCAUUUGGUUCUAGCAACAAUACUGGAGGUCUGUUUGGAAAUUCACAGACCAAACCAGGAGGAUUAUUUGGUACCAAUUCAUUUAGCCAGCCAGCUACCUCCACAAGCACUGGCUUUGGGUUUGGCACAUCAACAGGAACAUCAAACAGCUUGUUUGGAACUGCAAGCACAGGGACCAGUCUUUUCUCAUCCCAAAACAAUGCCUUUGCACAAAAUAAACCAACAGGUUUUGGGAAUUUUGGAACAAGUACUAGCAGUGGAGGACUUUUUGGAACUACAAAUACCACCUCCAAUCCUUUUGGUAGCACAUCUGGCUCCCUCUUUGGGCCAAGUAGUUUUACAGCUGCUCCUACUGGGACUACCAUUAAGUUUAACCCUCCAACUGGUACAGAUACUAUGGUUAAAGCUGGAGUUAGCACUAACAUCAGUACCAAGCACCAGUGUAUUACUGCUAUGAAGGAAUAUGAAAGCAAGUCACUAGAGGAACUUCGUUUAGAGGAUUAUCAGGCCAACCGGAAAGGCCCGCAGAACCAGGUGGGAGCAGGUACCGCGACUGGCUUAUUUGGGUCUUCUCCCGCCACCUCCAGUGCAGCAGGACUCUUCAGCUCUUCCACCACGAAUUCAGGCUUUGCAUAUGGUCAGAACAAAACAGCCUUUGGAACUAGUACAACUGGAUUUGGAACAAAUCCAGGUGGUCUCUUUGGCCAACAAAAUCAGCAGACUACCAGCCUCUUCAGCAAACCAUUUGGCCAGGCCACAACCACCCAGACCACUGGCUUUUCCUUUGGUAAUACUAGCACACUAGGACAGCCAAGCACCAACACCAUGGGUUUAUUUGGAGUUACCCAAGCCUCACAGCCAGGAGGUCUUUUUGGGACAGCCACAAACACCAGCACGGGGACAGCAUUUGGAACAGGAACAGGUCUCUUUGGGCAGACCAAUACUGGAUUUGGUGCUGUUGGUUCGACCCUGUUUGGCAAUAACAAGCUUACUUCAUUUGGAACCAGCACAACCAGUGCUCCUUCAUUUGGUACAACCAGUGGCGGGCUCUUUGGUAACAAACCAACCCUGACUUUAGGAACCAAUACAAACACUUCCAAUUUUGGGUUCGGCACAAAUACCAGUGGGAAUAGUAUUUUUGGAAGUAAGCCAGGACCUGGGACUCUAGGAACUGGGCUUGGUGCAGGAUUUGGAACAGCUCUUGGUGCUGGACAGGCAUCUUUGUUUGGGAACAACCAACCUAAGAUUGGAGGGCCUCUUGGUACAGGAGCCUUUGGGGCCCCUGGAUUUAAUACUACGACAGCCACUUUGGGCUUUGGAGCCCCCCAGGCCUCAGUAGCUUUGACAGAUCCAAAUGCCUCUGCUGCCCAGCAGGCUGUUCUCCAACAGCACAUCAACAGUCUGACAUAUUCACCUUUUGGAGACUCUCCUCUCUUCCGGAAUCCCAUGUCAGACCCUAAGAAGAAAGAAGAGAGGUUGAAACCAACAAAUCCAGCAGCCCAAAAGGCUCUCACAACACCUACUCAUUAUAAACUGACACCCCGCCCUGCCACCAGAGUCCGACCAAAGGCUUUACAAACAACAGGCACAGCCAAGUCACAUCUCUUUGAUGGACUGGAUGACGACGAACCAUCCUUAGCCAAUGGAGCAUUCAUGCCCAAGAAGAGCAUUAAGAAGCUGGUUUUGAAAAACCUUAAUAAUAGCAAUCUCUUCUCUCCUGUUAAUCGUGAUUCAGAAGAUCUAGCUUCACCGUCUGAUUUUCCAGAAAAUGGAGAGAGAUUCAGUUUUCUGAGCAAACCAGUUGAUGAGAACCAUCAGCAGGAUGGAGAUGAUGAUUCUCUUGUGUCACGUUUUUAUACUAACCCUAUUGCCAAACCCAUUCCUCAAACCCCAGAGAGUGCUGGAAAUAAACAUAACAGCAGCAACAAUGUGGAUGACACCAUUGUUGCAUUAAACAUGCGUGCUGCCUUGCGAAAUGGGCUGGAAGGAAGCAGUGAAGAGACCUCUUUUCAUGAGGAGUCACUGCAGGAUGACCGAGAAGAAAUAGAAAAUACUUACAAUAUGCAUCCAGCAGGCAUUGUUCUCACUAAGGUUGGUUACUAUACUAUUCCAUCCAUGGAUGACCUUGCUAAAAUUACCAAUGAUAAAGGAGAGUGCAUCGUCUCUGACUUCACUAUUGGUCGUAAAGGUUAUGGUUCAAUCUAUUUUGAAGGAGAAGUGAAUUUGACAAAUCUAAAUUUAGAUGAUAUUGUGCAUAUCCGAAGGAAAGAAGUGAUUGUCUAUUUAGAUGAUAACCAAAAACCACCUGUGGGUGAAGGACUAAAUAGGAAGGCUGAAGUUACAUUGGAUGGAGUUUGGCCAACAGAUAAAACAUCUCGAUGUUUAAUAAAGAGCCCAGAUCGACUUGCUGAUAUCAACUAUGAGGGAAGAUUGGAAGCAGUUUCAAGGAAACAAGGAGCUCAGUUCAAAGAGUACCGUCCUGAAACAGGUUCUUGGGUGUUUAAGGUCUCCCAUUUUUCUAAGUAUGGCCUUCAGGAUUCUGAUGAAGAGGAGGAGGAACGGCCAUCCAAAACUAGUACAAAGAAGUUGAAGACUGCCCCUUUGCCUCCUGCAGGCCAGGCCACCCCAUUCCAGAUGGCUCUUAAUGGCAAACCAGCACCUCCACCCCAGAGCCAGAGCCCAGAGGUGGAGCAGUUAGGGAGGGUUGUGGAACUGGACAGUGACAUGGUAGAUAUCACCCAGGAGCCAGUUUUGGAUUCCAUGUUAGAAGAGAGCGUGCCUGAGGAUCAGGAACCUGUGUCCGCCUCAACACACAUUGCAUCUUCACUGGGAAUUAAUCCACAUGUCUUACAGAUCAUGAAAGCAUCUUUGCUUGCUGAUGAAGAAGAUGUAGAUAUGGUCAUGGAUCAACGCUUCAGUCGUCUUCCUUCUAAAGCAGAUACUUCUCAAGAAAUCUGUUCUCCCAGGCUCCCCAUUUCAGCAACUCACUCAUCAAAAUCCCGUUCACUAGUAGGUGGGUUGCUACAAUCAAAAUUUACAAGUGGAACUUUUCUUUCACCAAGUGCCUCUUUACAAGAAUGUCGCACUCCCAGAACACCAUCACUGAUGAAUAUCCCAUCCACAUCCCCUUGGUCUGUCCCUCCACCCCUGACCUCUGUGUUCACAGUGCCCAGCCCAGCCCCUGAGGUUCAGUUGAAAACAGUGGGUACACGCAGGCAACCAGGCCUAGUCCCUCUUGAAAAGUCUGUCACCUAUGGAAAGGGGAAACUCUUGAUGGACAUGGCCCUGUUUAUGGGACGCUCGUUUCGGGUUGGUUGGGGCCCCAACUGGACUCUGGCUAAUAGUGGAGAACAGCUGUGCAGCUCUCAGGAACUGGAAAAUCAUCAGAUUGUUGAGUCUAUGGAAUAUGGAUUCCUGCCUAAUCCAGUAGCUGUUAAAUCCCUAACUGAGUCUCCAUUCAAGGUUCAUUUGGAAAAACUCAGUUUGAGGCAACAGAAGCCAGAUGAAGACCUGCAGUUAUACCAGACACCUCUGGAGCUUAAAUUAAAACAUAGUACUGUCCAUGUGGAUGAGCUGUGUCCUCUCAUUGUCCCCAAUCCGGGAGUUGCUGUCAUUCAUGACUAUGCAGAUUGGGUUAAAGAAGCAUCAGGAGACUUUUUGGAAGCACAAAUUGUGAAGCACUGGAGCCUAACAUGGACAUUAUGUGAAGCUCUGUGGGGCCACUUGAAGGAGCUUGAUAGCCAGCUGGAUGAGCCUGGUGAAUACAUUCAGAUUCUGGAACGAAGAAGAGCUUUCUCUCGCUGGCUGUCCCAUACUGCUGCACCUCAAAUUGAGGAGGAAGUCUCCUUAACCCGAAAAGACAACCCUGUGGAGGCUGUCUUCAGCUACCUCACCGGGAAGAGGAUCAGUGAGGCCUGCUCUCUGGCCCAGCAGUCAGGUGAUCAUCGUCUUGCCCUUCUUUUAUCCCAGUUGGUUGGCAGCCAGUCAGUCCGUGAGCUGCUUACUAUGCAGCUGGUGGAUUGGCAUCAGCUCCAGGCUGACUGCUUCAUCCAGGAUGAGAGACUGCGCAUCUUUGCCCUAUUGGCUGGAAAACCGGUAUGGCAGCUCUCAGAGCAGAAGCAAAUCAAUGUAUGCUCUCAGUUGGACUGGAAACGUUCCUUGGCUGUCCAUCUUUGGUAUUUGCUUCCCCCAACAGCCUCCAUUUCCAGGGCACUCAGCAUGUAUGAAGAAGCAUUUCAGAAUACCUCUGAAGGUGACAGAUAUGCCUGCUCCCCACUUCCCUCAUACCUGGAGGGCUCUGGCUAUGUGGUAGAGGAGGAGCAAGACUCACAGAGACCUCUUCAAGACGUCUGUUUUCACCUUCUAAAACUCUACAGUGACAGACAUUAUGAUCUCAAUCAGCUGUUGGAGCCUCGAAGCAUAACAGCAGAUCCUUUGGACUACCGCCUAAGCUGGCACUUGUGGGAGGUGCUGCGGGCUCUUAACUACACCCAUCUCUCAGAGCAGUGUGAGGGUGUGCUGCAGGCCAGUUAUGCUGGCCAGCUGGAAAGUGAAGGGCUCUGGGAGUGGGCUGUCUUUGUCCUCCUGCACAUCAGCAACUCAAGCAUGCGUGAGAAAGCUGUUCGAGAGGUGCUUACCCGGCACUGCCAGCUAUCAGAGACUCCUGAAUCCUGGGCUAAGGAAACUUUCCUGACCCAGAAGCUUUGUGUGCCUGCUGAAUGGAUUCAUGAGGCCAAAGCAGUGCGAGCACACAUGGAAUGUGACAAACAUUUGGAGGCCCUCUAUUUAUUUAAAGCAGGGCACUGGAACCGCUGCCACAAACUCGUCAUCCAGCACUUAGCUUCUGAUGCCAUUAUUAAUGAGAACUAUGACUACCUGAAGGGGUUCUUGGAAGACCUGGCACCUCCAGAGCGUAGCAGUCUAAUCCAGGACUGGGAAACAUCUGGGCUUGUUUACCUGGACUACAUUCGAGUCAUUGAAAUGCUCCACCAUAUACAGCAGGUGGAUUGCUCAGGUUAUGAACUAGAGCAGUUACACACCAAAGUGACUUCACUGUGCAACCGGAUAGAGCAGAUCCAGUGUUACAAUGCCAAGGAUCGCUUGGCACAAUCAGAUAUGGCCAAACGUAUAGCCAACCUGUUACGGGUAGUACUGAGUCUUCAGCAUGCCCCUGAUGCACCCUCCGACUCAACGCUGGACCCUCAGCGAGUCCCUUUGCGCCUAUUAGCUCCCCACAUUGGCCGGCUCCCCAUGCCUGAGGACUAUGCCUUGGAAGAACUGCGCAGUCUCACCCAGUCGUACCUACGGGAACUGACUGUUGGGAGCCAGUGAGCCCUGGGCUCCUCCCCCCACACUCACAUGCUCAUUCACACUCACUACACAGAGGUCCCCUGCAUUGAGCUGAUUGGCACUGUUUGCCAUUCUCUGAGUUGGCUGUGGAAUCCACCCUCCCUUCCUGCUGCCCAAGCAGCAUCCUCCAGUUGUUCAGGGCUUUUCUUAAUACUAAACAUAGCAUAAGGGCUUUUGGAACCCAAAAAAGGAGCCAAGUCUCUUUUUACCGUCAUCAAAUACCUUUUUUUUUCUUUCUUUUCUUUUUUUUUUUUUUUCUUUUUUCUUUUUUUUUCCUCUCUUUUUAAAAAUGGUCAGUAAAACACCUUUGACAGAAUUCUCCCCUCCUCAAAAGAACCAGGGAAUCCUUUUCCACCCUUAUCCAUUCUGGAUCUGGUGACCAUCCAUGCCAACCUGAUACCCUACUCCUACUCCCACCCUUUUAUACUAGGACUCUUUAGAAGGAGUAGGACAUGUGAUGGGACAAAUAUGUUUUCCUAGGACUGUCUAUCCUUAGCAGAUGAACUAUCCAUAGAAGGAAGGAGACUCUGUGUCUUAAGUAAGUUGGAUUAACACUGACUUUUGGAGUCAGAAGAGGGUUGGGCUAAGUUAGGAAGCAGAACAGAGUCUGACUCAUUUUGGGUAGAAGUAAGUGCCUGCCAUGGAGGGAUGGAAUUUCAGGAACCUUCAAGGCUUGCUUGUUCCUACCUUGAAUGUUGUGUGAACACCAAACCUUCCCUACUACCGUGUGCAGGAGCCCUUGGUCAUAGAUCCCAUGUCUCUAAGAAGCUCUCAAAGCUCAGUUUGGUGCCUGGUUUUCAGUCAUCUUGCUGGGCCUCCUGUCUAGAUUUGCCUGAAGAGUUUGGAUAAAACCACAGGUUGGGUAGCCCUCCCUGUCCCUCCCAUUCUAGCCCAAACCAUUUCCCACCCUCCAUCUACAGUCCCAGAAGGUAAAACCAUCACUGAGGCAAGCAAAGAGCUGGGCUUCAGGGGCAGGCACAGGGCCUUGGCUACACUGCUGCCAGCUAUGGGGAGCCCCAGCUAACAGCCUGAGACUGCUGGUGUUGGGGCUGUCACAGACAUCAUGGCCAUGCCUGGGUCUUUAUGCAUGAAGAUUAUGUAAAGGUUUUUAUUAAAAAGUAUAUAUAUAUAAAUAAAUGAUCUAGAUUAUUUUCCUCUUUUUCUGAAGCUACUUUCUUAAAAAAAAAAUAAUAAAAUGAAAUGUUUACAGCA